UAUUCGCUUAGUGGUGCUACUACUUCUAUAACAGAAGCCACUCAUCAUUCAUCAUUAUCAACUAGUACGCCGUUGUUUUAACAGUUUUGUUUUGCGCUAAUGUCUUAACGCUAAAUGUUCUCUGUGUUGGGAUGGAAAUACGGUACCAAGGAUGACAGUCCUGAACCUCUCCUUUGCGGCAUGCGGUUUCUUGGGGAUCUACCAUUUGGGCACCAUGGGUGCGUUCCUCCGCCACGGAGACAAACUGCUGGGAUCCCUAAGGGCCUGUGCGGGGGCUUCGGCCGGGGCCCUUGUGGCUGCUGUAAUGAUCACAGCUCCUGACAAGUUAGAGCACUGUAAAGAGUUCACUUACGGUUUUGCGGAAAGUGUGAGGCAACAGCGGUUUGGAGCCAUCACACCAGGAUACAACUUCAUGCUCACGCUACGGGAGGGGAUAGACGAAAUCCUGCCCAGAGACGCUCACAGCCUGGCUACUGACCGCCUCCACAUCUCAAUAACGCACGCAGAAAGCCGCAAAAACCACAUCGUAUCCAGGUUUUCCUCUAGGGGGGAGCUUAUAAAGGCUCUACUAGCCAGCAGCUUUGUCCCAGUCUAUGCUGGACUCAAACCAGUGGAGUUUAGAGGACAGAAAUGGAUUGAUGGGGGAUUCACAGACAGCCUUCCAAUUCUGCCUGUGGGACGAACCAUCACGGUGUCUCCCUUUGCUGGACUGCAGGAUGUGUGUCCUGUCCAUAGUGGGCGCAUAAACACUCAACUCAGACUGGCCAACAUGAACAUAGUGUUCUCCAUGGAAAACAUCAAACGUCUAAACCAGGCCCUUUUCCCUCCAUCCGCCACCAUAAUGAACUCUUUAUGUGAAGAAGGGUUUUCGGAUGCAGUGAGGUUCCUGAAGAAAGAGGCAUGGAUGAGCUGAAACCUAGCCUGAAGCCAAGUACAAUUUACCCAAGCCUAAAUUAUGACAACUAUCUUUUGCCGUAUUUAUUUCCAGUUAGUUGUUUUUUUUUUUAAAUAAAUAAAAUGAAUACAAUAUUAA
Mugil cephalus (flathead mullet) is the source of this 1033-nucleotide messenger RNA. It is a transcript of the gene pnpla4, whose product is annotated as patatin-like phospholipase domain containing 4. Gene Ontology annotation, molecular function: triacylglycerol lipase activity; retinyl-palmitate esterase activity. Gene Ontology annotation, biological process: lipid homeostasis; triglyceride catabolic process. The coding region runs from base 152 to 913 and encodes 253 amino acids. The transcript is spliced from 7 exons. The record is from RefSeq and is a predicted model, not a curated record. Lineage: Eukaryota; Metazoa; Chordata; Actinopteri; Mugiliformes; Mugilidae. Gene Ontology annotation, cellular component: cytoplasm; lipid droplet; membrane.